Messenger RNA from Acanthopagrus latus (yellowfin seabream), 2895 nucleotides. Its product is annotated as CDKN2A interacting protein. The coding region runs from base 187 to 1143 and encodes 318 amino acids. Lineage: Eukaryota; Metazoa; Chordata; Actinopteri; Spariformes; Sparidae. Gene Ontology annotation, cellular component: nucleoplasm; nucleolus. The transcript is spliced from 4 exons. The record is from RefSeq and is a predicted model, not a curated record.
AGUUAACGCAACUCGCAUUAUUUUAAUCAUGUUAUCUCGAGGGUGAAACUAUCAGUGUGAUUUUAAGUGGAGCUGUUAAGAGUCGGCUAGCCGCUUAGCGUAACUUAACGUUAGUUGCUAAAGUCAGUUUGUCAGUGGCACUCCUGAAAACAGUGAACGGCUAGCUUAACUGGGCUACUAUCAGGGAUGGCGGGGGAGAGGAGCGGAGAGGACAUAGUUUCAGACUACCUGGGCCAGAAUCCGCAGCUGGCCCAAUGGGUCGAGACUUUAAGGGGCUACUGUGAGACCAGGAAACAGUGGCUGGCUCGGAGAGAGUUCAUCCUGAGGAACAUGGAGGCUUUCCCCACUGUGGAGCCGGGAGUCCCCAGCAGCAGUCUGGACAGGCUGCUGUCCCUGUCCAUGGUGUGGGCCAAUCACGUUUUCCUGGGCUGCAGCUAUCCUCAGGCUGUGAUGGACAAGAUCAAGGAGAUGAGUGAGGGGAUAGUUGUCACAGAUGCCCCAACUCACAGAACGACAAUAGAUGGAGUCAGAGGAAAGAGGAACGCCACAACUGAGGCCGAUGCUGACAGCUGUGUGAAGAAAGCCAAAUGUGGGCCUAAUGAGCUCGACAGUCGACCUGCUGGGAGGACAGCUACUCGGCCCGUGGGUCAGAAAUCAGGACCUCCUCCCCAGGCCCCAGCAGAGCACCAGCCCUUCUUCAACCGCCUCUACAAGGCAGUGGCUUGGAAGCUGGUGUCGGCUGGGGGCUUCGGCCCCAACUUGGACCAUUUUGAAAUUCUCCGGAGCUGCGUGGAGUCGUGUAAACAGACCUUGUCCUGUGUGUUUGUGCCACUGAAGGACAUUGCAGGUCUCCCCACAGCACGCACACAGAAGGAAGGCCACGUGUGUGAGAUUCGCUGUCAGACUGUUUACAUGGGGACAGGAUACGGACGUGAUGAGUCAGCUGCCAAAGCCAUGGCUUCUAAAGAGGCCCUCAAAGCUUUUCAGGGGCGAAAAGUGACUGUAAAGAUCUGCAGACGGAGGUACAAAGGGAGAGAUGUGGAGGAUUUGAUGUUGUUGGAUGAACAGCCUCGGAGUCAGGGCUUUCCUCCUGCACUCAGCUACCCUUUUCAGGACGAGCAGCUGGAAGACGGCUCCUCAUAGAGCAGACACUUUGUGACGUUUGCCCUGCUGUGAUGCUUGUUUGAAGCCUGGAGAAGUGACAAUUAAUGGAGCUACUGAAAUUCAUGAUGGUGUCGGGACCAGUCUGUAAUGCAGCUGACCAUCAUUGCUGACUGAUCACUGAGUAAAUUCAACCAUCACAGUCUACUUUGGCAUUAGUCAUAGUAGUGAUGACACACAAAUAUCUGGGAUACAUCUGCAAAACAACAAAAAAAGAUUAUUUUACUGUAUCGACUGCAUUUCAACCGCUUUUAGUUUUACAGAGUUUUAUAGGCGGUGAACAGUGUAUUGAAGUGCUUUGGAUUGUGUGCCAUCAUUAAAAGUCAAACUGCCUCGAACAGGCAAAUCACCCAGAAGUCAAAACAGUUUGAAGUUGAUGUCAGAAUGGAGGAAUGUCAGAAUGCCACCUUUGAUACUGUAGGAGAAUGUAUCGCACUAUAUUGCUGUGGUUAUUUGUCGUGUAUGUAUUUUUCCCCUUUGUUCAUUCCUGUCGUGACGGGUUUAAUUCUGCUGUGUGUUCACGAGUGUGACUUGUGCAGUCACGCCGACAGCUUCCUCUCCAGCCUCACGUUGUUGCUCUUUUGUUAGUGUAGAUUCUCAUUUGCAAGGGAAACGACAGUCACAUGGAAGAACCAAUGACUUGUCUCUUUUUUUUUUUUUUUUUUUUAGUUUCCUCACUGUGAGUUUUCUAAACAUGAUGACAUCGACUUUAGUGUUCAUACAGGUUGAAAUUGACGUAUUGUGUAAAUUAAGGCAUUAAUUUGAUAUUUGAAUUUUUUUUUAAACCAUAAGUGACUUUUAAAUGUCAUGUCAGGUAUCAACAUUUGUUUGUAUGUAACAGUGUCAUUAACCCUGGUGUUUUAUGGCUGUUUCUGUAACGGGUUGCAUUUGUAUUUCAACACACACGACAGACUUGAGCUGAACAGGACUGGACCUCACUGAAGUGAUCUGGGGACACCCAUGUUUUUGAGAAAAAUUCACCUUAAAGCAGAAACAGAAGACCUUUCAACUUUAGUCCUCCUCGUGGUUUUACUGUUGGAGCCGCUGUCACAAACAGCGUUAGCAACAUUGGUACUGCUAGCAGCAUGCCAAGGUAGAAGACAGCUGAUGUUGUUUUGUUUUUUGACACAAUCCGGAGGGAGUGCUCUUCACCGACUGAAUGCCCGUCUGUUAAUUCUUGUUUUACUUUGGUUUUUAUCGCUCUCCCUCUUUACCUCCCACAGUUAUUAAAAGUGUUCCAAGUUGAUAACGCGGAUGGUGUCAUUUUCCUAAAGCCUUUAAACUGUGCGAGCCGUAUUUACUCCAGAGUGAUUAAAGUUAUGGCAAAGAAGAAGUUGUCUCUUGCUAGUUUAAGUAGUACAUUUUCCUGAGUUCACAUUAACUGCUCCACAUGCUGUUGGUGUAACGGUGACCAGAGAGCUCCAGUCGGUCCAGUUCUGAGUUCAGCUGUGAUUUAUAAAAGUAUUUUCUUGCACUUGAAGAAAAGCGUCAAAGAAUCGACUGUACUUUACAGUUUUUGUGUUCUUCUUGCCAACCACAGUACCUGUUAGACUUUACACAGAAGUACUAAAGGAGACCUAUUUUUUUUUUUGUUUCAUUAUUUAAUCUCACUGAUUUAAAAACACUGACCCACUGGCUUUGUUGAAAAUAUUGGGGUGUCAUAAUUAAUAAAGUUCCUUUGAACACAGUUGGAUACAGCGUGUGCGGUUCUGAUGUGUUCGAGGGUGAAGUGCU